GUUCAGUGUCGCUCGUCGGACGUUGGCCAAACGUCCCUGAAGGCAAUGCUCGCAUUGUCAUUGUUACUCUCAAAGGAGAGUUGAUCGAGGCAAAAGCUAUCCAUCAUGAGGUUCCCUCCUCUUUCGGUGUUGCUGUCGUGGCCGAAACCGAAUUAUGUUGAUCCAGUUACGAGAGGGCCGGGUUUGAUCAUCGUCGAGCUUUGCAUUUUGCCUUUCGCUUUGCUCUGCGUGGGUCUGCGGCUUUGGGUGCGGAUAGGAUGGCUGCAUAAGAGUUGGUGGGAUGAUUGGCUUAUGGUUGUCGCGAUGCUCUUCUCCUGUGGAACAACGGCCUUGGUCAUCAUGGCGACUCAACUAUAUGGCUGGAACAUCCACGUUUGGGAUCUGACCAUCCAUCAGAUGGAGACAGGACGAAAGGCUUCAAUGGCAGGACAAACUCUCUUCGUGCUGGCCUCAAGUUUUGUGAAGCUAUCCAUCCUUACCAGCUACUUUCGCAUUGCUCCUGAGAAGUCGACAUUCCGAAGGGUGAUUUGGGUUGUCUUUGGCAUCGUCAUGGCCGCUUUCCUAGUCUUCCUCAUCAUGUUGUGGACGCAGUGCAUUCCGAUUAGCAGCUAUUGGACCUUCACUGCUGACCACCGCGACUGCAUACCGGAAGGUCCUCCGCUCGUCGCCCAGACAGUCAUCAAUGUCGCUACUGACUUCAUGAUAUACGUCCUUCCCAUGCCAACGCUCUUCAAACUCAGUCUUCCAACCUCGCAACGCAUCGGUCUGAUGAUCCUCUUUGGCGUCGGUGGAGUCAUUGUCGUCGCAGGCAGCUUCCGAGCGUACUGGGUGCACUACGUCCUCUUCGAGACCUACGAUGUGACUUGGGAGGGGUUCCAAAUUUGGGUAUGGACGGCCGUCGAAACCAACGUUGGGGUCAUAUGUGGAUGCAUUCCCUCCUUGAAGCCGCUCCUGUUCCCGGCACGUGCUCGAGCUGGAGGAUCCCGAGGGUCAAAGCCGUAUGGAUCAGGACACAGCGCCCGGAAACCGCCGCCCCGGCCAGCUGAACACGAACUCGAGACCCGUGGCCUGACGUCAAAGGAGGCAAAAGACCCAAGCAUUGCCGUCCGAGGCCUGCCCAUAGGCCCUCCGCGCCCGAUGAGCGACGGAACCGCGAAGAGUAGCAUGUAUGAGACUGAUUUGGAACAACAGAAAACGUACAUGUACUAAGCGUACUGAGCUUGACUUUCUUUCGGAAUUCCUUUCCUUACCCGCUAAUAGCGUACUGUCGUGCGCGUUGUGUAGAUAGCAUUUUUCUUUUGAUCAGCUCUCCUCCAACCUCACUUACUCAUUCUUCUUAUCUUCCAAUGUCAAGGCCUCGCACUGAUGGUCGUAGUUCGAGACUAGAAUUCCAGCCGUAUUGGCUCCGGCUUCAAUGCCAUCGUCUCCUUCAGUCUUGGUCAGGGGCAGCGUGACUGCCCACCCUUCAUUUCUUUC
Messenger RNA from Lindgomyces ingoldianus, 1476 nucleotides. RefSeq lists its product as uncharacterized. The transcript is spliced from 5 exons. The coding region runs from base 106 to 1209 and encodes 367 amino acids. The record is from RefSeq and is a predicted model, not a curated record. Lineage: Eukaryota; Fungi; Ascomycota; Dothideomycetes; Pleosporales; Lindgomycetaceae.